Chaetomium globosum CBS 148.51 is the source of this 2466-nucleotide messenger RNA. RefSeq names its product DNA replication licensing factor MCM7. Gene Ontology annotation, biological process: double-strand break repair via break-induced replication; DNA strand elongation involved in DNA replication; DNA replication. The transcript has 3 exons. Gene Ontology annotation, molecular function: ATP binding; single-stranded DNA binding; single-stranded DNA helicase activity. Gene Ontology annotation, cellular component: nucleus; MCM complex. The coding region runs from base 1 to 2466 and encodes 821 amino acids. The record is from RefSeq and is a predicted model, not a curated record. NCBI's taxonomy places the organism in Eukaryota, Fungi, Ascomycota, Sordariomycetes, Sordariales, Chaetomiaceae.
AUGGCGCUCCUUCAGAUGAAGGCGCCUGUUGACUACGAGGUGCAGUUGACCGCGUUCGAGCACUUCCUGUCCGACUUCAAGACCUCUCCGCAAGAGACCAUCACCCAUGCCUUGGGCAAUAUUACCAUCGAUGAGGAUGAUCUCAGUGACGAGUACGACUUUAUGGACGAGGAUGACAAUGCUCAGCAGCAACGUCGCCGCGAGAAGCCCCAGAAACAAGUACCCCGACACAAGUACAAGGAAAUGCUUCAGGAUCUGGCCGACAGGAACAUCAGUGAGGUAGUGGUCGACCUGGAUGACCUCGCCUCGUACGAGAAGGAUCUGAACGAGGGGCUCAAGCUUGUGGAGUGGGUCGAGCAAAAUACCCGACACUAUGUUGAGCUCCUCUCAAGGGCCGUCGACAAGCUGAUGCCCCAACCGAACGAAAAUGUCACCUUCAAGGACGACGUGCUCGACGUCCUUAUGACAAACCGGACACAGCGCAACCAGAUGCUGGAGGGUAUUGCCGACAGGGAAUCAGACCCAACCAUCCUCAACGACCAGUACCCGUCGCAGCUCACCCGGCGAUACACCCUCGUCUUCAAGCCGAGGACGUCGACUCCCGACAACCCGGUCAAGGCGCUAUCGGUCCGCCAGGUCCGCGGCGAUCACCUAGGCCGUCUCAUCACCAUUCGCGGUAUCGCAACAAGGGUAUCCGACGUCAAGCCCAUCGUCCAAGUCAGCGCCUACACUUGUGACCGCUGCGGCUGUGAAAUCUUCCAGCCUGUCACCGACAAGCAGUACGGCCCCCUCACGCUCUGCCCGUCCAAAGACUGCCAGGAGAACCAGGCCAAGGGGCAGCUGUACCCGUCGUCGAGGGCAUCCAAGUUCUUGCCUUUCCAGGAGGUCAAGAUUCAGGAGUUGGCAGAGCAGGUACCCAUUGGUCAAAUUCCCAGGACCCUGACUGUCCUGUGCUAUGGUAGCUUGGUCAGGCAGAUCAGCCCCGGUGAUGUAGUCGACGUUGGCGGCAUCUUCCUCCCCACCCCUUACACCGGCUUCCAGGCGAUGCGUGCUGGCCUGUUGACCGACACCUACAUCGAAGCGCACCACGUUGUCCAGCAUAAGAAGGCAUACGAGGAUAUGGAGAUCGACCCCAUGAUGGCGCGGAGGAUUGCCAAGUUUACGCAGUCAGGGAACCAGUACGAGUACCUCGCCAAGUCGAUUGCCCCCGAAAUUUUCGGUCACCUAGACGUCAAGAAGGCGCUCCUACUACUGCUUGUCGGUGGUGUCACCAAGGAAGUCGGUGACGGCAUGCGUAUCCGUGGCGACAUCAACAUCUGCCUGAUGGGCGACCCCGGUGUGGCCAAAUCCCAGCUGCUUAAGUACAUCUCCAAGGUCGCCCCGCGCGGUGUGUACACUUCGGGUCGCGGCAGCAGUGGCGUGGGUCUGACCGCCGCCGUAAUGCGCGACCCAGUCACGGACGAGAUGGUGCUCGAAGGCGGAGCACUGGUCCUAGCCGACAAUGGAAUCUGCUGUAUCGAUGAGUUUGACAAGAUGGACGACAACGACCGUACUGCCAUCCACGAAGUCAUGGAACAACAGACCAUCUCUAUCUCCAAAGCCGGCAUCAGCACCUCCCUCAACGCGCGCACCUCCAUCCUAGCCGCAGCUAACCCGCUCUACGGGCGCUACAACACGCGCCUGUCCGCCGUGGAGAACAUCAACCUCCCCGCGGCGCUCCUCUCCCGUUUCGACGUCAUGUUCCUCCUCCUCGACACACCCACCCGGGAAACCGACGCGCAGCUAGCCAAGCACGUCGCGCACGUGCACAUGCACAGCCGGCACCCCGAUCUGGGCACCGCCGACGGCGUGGUGUUCUCGCCGCAGGAAGUCCGGGCUUACGUCGCGCAGGCGCGCACGUACCGGCCGGUAGUGCCGCAGGCUGUGUCCGAGUACAUGGUCAAGACGUACGUGCAUCUGCGCGGCAGCCAGCGGCGGGCCGAGAAGCGCGCGCAGGCCAACAACUUCGGCAACACCACGCCCCGUACCCUGCUCGGCGUGGUGCGCCUCGCCCAAGCCCUCGCCCGGCUCGCCUUCCGCAACGUCGUCACCCAGGACGACGUCGACGAGGCCCUGCGCCUGAUCGAGGCCUCCAAGGAGAGCCUGGCCGGCGAGGACCAGUCGCGCGGCCGCCGCGGCAUGAACGCCAGCAGCAAGAUCUACAACCUGGUCAAGGGGCUGGCGGAUGGCGGCGCGUGCCGGCCGGAUGAUGUGGACGAGGACGAGGACGAGGAAGGCUAUGGCGUCGAGAUGAGCCUGCGCAAGGUCAAGGAGCGCGUCAUUGCCAAGGGCUUCACCGAGAACCAGUGGCUGGCCGCGUUGGAGGAGUAUACCGACUUGGAUGUCUGGCAAACGGCUAGCAACGGCACGAGGCUCGUGUUUGUUACGUCUGGUAAUGCUGAGCGGGAGGGAAGCCAGGAGUUGUGA